Messenger RNA from Xenopus laevis (African clawed frog), 3342 nucleotides. RefSeq lists its product as uncharacterized. The record is from RefSeq and is a predicted model, not a curated record. Bases 752 to 2728 code for a protein of 658 amino acids. NCBI's taxonomy places the organism in Eukaryota, Metazoa, Chordata, Amphibia, Anura, Pipidae. The transcript has 12 exons.
GCUACUUUUUAUUACUAAUCCUUCUAUUCAGGCCCUCUCUUAUUCAUAUUUCAGUUAUUCAGCGUGCAGCAGCUCCUAGAUAUGGACAUGUUCCUAUAAUUAUUAUAGGAACAUCGGUUUUGCUUUAAAGGGAUUGUUUACCUUCUUAGUUCACCAGAAAUAUAACUUUUUAAUGGCUUUCUAUUUUUUAUUUUUGAACAUUUUUCUAAUGUUGAACUUUGAAGUUCCCCUUUCUGGUGUUUCAGUGUGUAAGGUCAGUAAUCCAGGUACACUUUGAACUGUUACAAUGUUCUACAUUAGUUUAUACAUUUGUUAGCACCAGUGUUGACAGCAAUUGUGUCCGUUGUAAAAGCUGAUACAACUCAGGGCUUGUCAGCAGGGCAAUGGUAAGAAUUUUAUCAAAUUAUUAGAUUAGAACAGUAGACUGACACCCAAGAUGUUUUAGGGAGACAUGAUAAGAUUAAAAAAAAUGAAACUUCAAUAUUAGAAAAAAAAAAUUUUUAUAUGAAAAAGUCUGUCAUUAUAUUUGAGAUGUUAUUUAUUAUUACCUUACAAUUAUAAUUCACUAGCAUAUUAUAGUUUUUGGAUCUAUUCUCCCCCUCACAUGGGACCUGGGGGUUUUCUUAGUUAAAACUGUCUUUGAGGGCAUGGAAGUAACAUAAAGGGGACAGAGAUUGCACUGGAUUGGAGACAUAUUUAAGCAGCCACAGUAUUAAUUCCAAGGGAGCCUACAGGUAAUUUUGAUCUUAAAAUGGAAGAUGACUAUGGAGAGGAGCCAGUAAUUAUUGAAAAUAGUUCAGCAGAUGGUGCUCAGAAUGACAUAUUUAUGUUGCCAGUUGAAGAGAUCCAUCAAGAGGAGAAUGAUGGCAUGCCACCUUUAGCAAAAUCUGCAAGAAAACAUAAUCAGCAUGCCAACUAUAAGGGUGAUAACAACGUGACUGAAGAAAUCGGAUAUAAAUUUUCUUGUAAAAGGAGGAGACUUGCAAACAGCAUGAUCAAAAUCCAGGAUGAAGAUUAUUCGGAUGACCAAAAUAUAAUGUACGACUAUGAUGGAGAUUAUGAUGCUGCAAGUGUUUUGUCUGAAGGAUCCUAUUUGGGAGAUCAGCAGAGUAUGCUUACAGAGGUUUUCAACUACUGUCAGGUAAUGUAUGACAUGGUCCAAAAACUGGAUAAAAAGAUGGAUUCAAUUCAAAGAAAAGUUUCUGAGCUGCACUAUGACCGACUGAAGCCACAUUUUAAACCCCAGAGACCAGGGAGUUUUCCAAACAGAGGUUCUCAUCCUUUACCUCAAGGAAAAUUGAGGUUACAGAAGAUAAACUCUAGAAUGCCAAGUUCACACUUGCUACCAACUUCCCGAGGAUCGGUCAGUCUUUCAGAAAGACUAAAACCAGAACAUAAUUCACAACAUCAAGCACACUUAUUAAGAAGGCCUGUUCCAGUUUCUCUUGUAAGAGACCAGCCAAGAGCUCAAAGGCAGAGUCCUCCCUUGCCUACUAUCAUAUCUACACAUUCCUUGCAGCAUUCUGUUUCCGUAACAAAUGCAAAGAUGACAGAAUGUAAGCCAUCUGAAAGUGCUAUGGAGACCGUUCCUAAAUGUAAUUCUGUGUCAACCCCAAAUUUAAGUGCAAGCUUAACAUCUCCACCAGUUGAACUUUCAGCAUCAGAAACACAUAUUACAGAAAAUGACCCUAACACUGCCUUACAAGUUUCUCCUCAAACAAUCAUUGUUAGUGAUGAGCUACUGUCUUCCUCAGGUCCAGCUGCUUCACAGUAUGCCUAUUUGGGAGACCCAAGCAGAAAUGUAAAAAUUCCUGAAACCAGUUUAAUGAAAGCAAAACAAAAGACAAAGCCAAUAUAUGCUGCCCGUUAUCUGUUUCAUGUCUUGUUCACUAAAAACAGUUCUGUGGAGAAUGAAGCACCAACGCUUGAUGUAAACUACUUGUCAGCAAUAAGAGAAUUUCUAGAAUCCUCAUUCCCUGCCUACGAUCUUGAAGAAUCUGGAAAAGACUGGAAAAUAUGUGGCAACAUUAUCAAAAAUAUGCUCAAUUCUUUCCAAGCAAAAAGCAAUGCAUCUUUGACUAUAACUAAUUAUAAUCAGGCUCAUUCUCAAAUUCAUGAAGUUUCAAUAUGUGUAGAUUCUGAUCCUGAAGAUGAGGAAGUAAAAUCUCCUUGGCAGACAUCCAGUUCAGUAAUUGCUACUCCAGUAGUCCAGCAGAAGGAUAAUCGGUCAGAAUCUCAGAAUACAUCAGAACUGCAUUCACUAAUAUCCACAGGACAGAAUAAGUCUGAACGUCAUUCACUGAGGUCCACAGGACAGAAUAAGUCACUGACAUCCGGAGGAACACGUCCAUCUACAGAUACAAUGGAUUAUUUUGGAGAACAGUCAAGAAAUGUGAAACUGUCGACUAUGAUUAUGUUUAAAGGGAAAGAAAAAGCUCGCCCUGAACUGGCUGCAAGAUUCCUUAUAAAACAACUCUUCCCAGAUGAUGUAUUAAUUAAAAGCAAUGUGUAUGGUAGCCCGGAUCGUGGUGUGCUGCCUUUAGACCCCAACAAGAUUGGGGCGUUAAGAGAUUUCCUUCAGGAAAACUACCCAACAUUUGACUUAAAGGAAUCUGGGCAAGACUGGAAGGCUUGUGUAGCUGCAAUCAACAGUUCCAUACGUAGUCUUCGCCAUGAGCGGAAAAAUAACCUGGGACAAAAAAAAGCUAAAUUACAAGAUAAAAACUGACAGUCAUGUGACUGUAAGACUUUCAAUACCUCUCUGAUCAUUUUGAAUAGCCUUCAAUGUAAGAUGUAUCCUCUGAGCAUAUUAUUCUAAAGAAACAAAAAACGUUUUUAUCAUGCCAGUCUUAUUUGGGACUAACUUUAUUUUUUUUAUAAAACAGGGGAAAUUUUAAUAACGGAUGAACGUUAUUUAACGAAACAAUAAGAAAUUUGAAGAUUAAUUUACUUCCCCAAAUGCAAAAUGAAACUGCUAUUUUAGUUAUAGUGUGCACAUAUAUGUAUAAAACUUUUGCUUUAGUUAGUUUAAGUGGUAUUUUUUCACUGUGUGCAAAGUACUAGACUUAAAUAUGUGGCUGUUCAAAAUUUACAAAUAACACCUGUCCCAUAUCCUUGUGUAAAAUGCAGGUGGAAAGGAGAUUUACAGUUCCUGAUUGCCUCUGAUUUUGUAUAGAUACUUUUGUCAGAUAGCUUCAACCCUGACUUAAAAAUCAAAGUAGUCUGUAUAAAAAUAGCCACCGGCUCUGCCUUGUACAUUGUAUGCUUGACUUAACCACAAAUAUUUCGAGAUUCGUGGGAAAAUUCUAUUUAAAUCUGAUUUAGUAAAACAAAUCUCUGAAA